Daphnia pulex (common water flea) is the source of this 1585-nucleotide messenger RNA. Its product is annotated as vacuolar protein sorting-associated protein VTA1 homolog. The record is from RefSeq and is a predicted model, not a curated record. Lineage: Eukaryota; Metazoa; Arthropoda; Branchiopoda; Diplostraca; Daphniidae. Gene Ontology annotation, cellular component: multivesicular body. Bases 202 to 1392 code for a protein of 396 amino acids. The transcript has 10 exons. Gene Ontology annotation, biological process: late endosome to vacuole transport via multivesicular body sorting pathway.
GUAAAAAUAAAUCGAAGGAGCCGUGUUUCGGAAUUUCAUCUUUACUAACCGCAUUUUGCAGUUUUAUCCAGCGCUGUAUCAUGUCUCAACCGGCCUAUUCAACAGCGACGUGUGAGAGAUUAUUCCUUAUCUUAUCUUUUAUUAUCCAGUUACGAGACGAUUCAGCUCGCUGUAGGUCGCGCCAGGAUUUUUGAUAUAAUCAUGGCUAUUUCUUUGCCAUUUGAUUUGCCCGCAAACUUGAAAAGUAUGCAACCGUAUCUGGAGAUGGCCACUGAUUAUGAAUCCAAGGAUCCGUGCAUUAGUUACUGGUGCCGGUUGUAUGUUCUAAAGCAAGGAUUUAUCCUGAAAAGAGUAGAAGAUGAUCUCUCAUUUUUGCUCGUUUUGAUGGAAGUUUUGGGAAAGAACAAACAAGAUUUGCAAUCUAAAAUAGAGACUACUGAUAUACCUGUUGCUCGAGCUCACCUUGAAGGUGUGGUCCAGAAGUUGUUAAGCUGGGCAGAAAAUGUGCCGCCUUUGGAAUCACUAACUAAUGUUGUUGCUAAGGCAUUUCAGUCUGCUGGAAUGCUGCUAGAUGUGUGCUCUAUAUUCGGAGAGCCAAAUGAAGGCGAAUCCGAGAAAAAGAAGUGUACCGACCCACCUGAAGACAAUACACACAGUGAAUUCCAUUCUGGGUCGACUAAAAAAAAAUCUAACGUUCAGUACCAAGAUAUUGGUAAGUUAUCUGGUGGAAUUUCCGGAGAACUCCCAAAUGAUGAGCAGAAGAAGAAGAAUCAAGCACCAUCAUCUACCACAACGGAUGAGGGCGAAAAUCUAGCACAGACACCAAAAGUUUCCAAACCAGUUUGGUUACUAGAAAGGAAAAAAAUCUAUGUCUAUGACCACCUUUUCCUUUUAGAACUACGGAACCAUCCAGCGUCACUGAAAAGGCCGGAAGAACUGCCCAGUUUGGACAUUGUUCGGAAUAAGAUUGGACGAAAUAAAAUGAUCGCUGAUGAAAUAUAUCAUCAGCAGUCUCAACUGAAACCAAAUGCCAACCCCCAUUGUUUUGAUAAUUUUUCACAGAAGAACAAUCACGGGGGACCGUGUGUAGUUGGCACCGAAGCUGGACAAGUUCCUCCUCGUCUGCCGCUAGUUUCUGGACAUCUGGGUCCCACUUCACCCAUCACCAAAACUAAACCUCAGCAAGUCCCUGUCACUACACCAACGAAAGCACAACCGCGUUUAAUAAGUCUAGGAGGAUCAUGGAGGGAAAGGUCAAGUUCCUUGCGUAUUGUUGACCCCAUUGCUAAUAGGGAUAUCAUGACCGGCGAGGAAGCGCCUCGGCCAGCAAUGGUUUCUCCAACCACUUCUACCCCUCCUAUAUUGUGGCAAUCGCCACGACGGCGCCUGUAAAUCUUGAAUAUUAAUAAUCUGAAAUAUUGAUUGUUAUAUUUCAUUUAUUGGUUAUAAUAAUUAUGGCUAGCGCUAGCUGUAUAUUAGUUAUUAUUACCCACCAUAGCAGCCUAUUAGCACCAUUUUUAGCAGCCAACAAGUCCAGCAACACCAGCCCCAAAAUUCAUAGACUCAUAUACACAUUACUAUGCAA